This is a messenger RNA of Eurytemora carolleeae, 1343 nucleotides long. RefSeq names its product glycine receptor subunit alpha-3. The record is from RefSeq and is a predicted model, not a curated record. Gene Ontology annotation, cellular component: synapse; membrane; neuron projection. The transcript is spliced from 12 exons. Gene Ontology annotation, biological process: regulation of membrane potential; nervous system process; signal transduction. Gene Ontology annotation, molecular function: extracellular ligand-gated monoatomic ion channel activity; neurotransmitter receptor activity; transmembrane signaling receptor activity. NCBI's taxonomy places the organism in Eukaryota, Metazoa, Arthropoda, Copepoda, Calanoida, Temoridae. Bases 280 to 1158 code for a protein of 292 amino acids.
AGAAUGGAACAACUGGAAGAAAGAGAGAAACCCCUUCUCGGAUACCUGGAGAAAAAGAAAUCCAGUAAUUGAUCCUUUUCCGUCCUAGUUAAGAAUUUGCUUUGCUGAUUGAUCGGGCCUAGACAGGACAGGAUAGUUAAUCCUGAUUGGCUGGGCCCUAGACAGGACAAGAUACUCGAUUCUGAUUGGCUGGGCCCUAAACAAGACAGAAUUUUAGCUUCUGAUUGGCUAAGAACAAAAUCAAUAGCUUCCUGGUCUAAUUUUCUAAAUUUUAUAACCAUGGAAUGCGUCACAUUUUUUUGGAUGUUCUUUGUGGUUCUUAUAAUCAAUAAAUCCUAUCAGAGUUCAAGAAACCAGACUGAAAAUGAGAAAAUAUGCGCUGUAGGGGGCAGGCAACGUAUCUGUGUCCCGAUGAAUUACCAGAAGUACGAUCUACCGGACAUGAAGAACCCCACCUUGGUCACCAUUGGAGUUGAUAUCAAGGAUAUUCCAAAGGUUUCUGACAAAGAUUUCUCAAUAACCAUAAAUGCGUAUUUUAACGUAAAGUGGAGAGAUCCUAGGUUGUUAGUGAGCAAAGAUUACAGUAAAGAAGGGGAGCCAGACCCAGACAGCGAGGAGGAUUUUGAUGCACCGACAUUGACCGCUAUAAACCUGAAUAUACUACAUCAGUUGUGGCUACCAGAUGUUGAAAUUCUUAAUCUAAAAUCAUUUGAGACUCACAGUGUUCUCUCCAAACUUGAAGGUAUCUGGAUAGACUCAAACCUGGAAGUAAUGUAUGCUCUAGCUACAAGAAUCACCUUUAUCUGCCCAAUGCGCUUCAAUGCUUUUCCAAUGGAUAUUCAGGUGUGUAAGUUCCAGGUGGGGAGCUUUAACUACGACAUGAGCAAGAUGGCAUUUCAGAACGAGUUCGUGCCAAAGGAUACAAGUAUAAAAUCUAUCCUUGAUUAUCAGAUAGCAUUCAGUGCUUUAAAGGAUAGAGACACGCAUUAUAUGGCCAUAGGUAUGAACUACAGUGCUACAGGAUUUGAGUUGGUCCUCACUCGUAAAAUGAGUUUCUAUGUUGUUACCUAUUAUCUUCCAUCAGGACUAUUCGUCAUUGUUUCAUGGAUCAGUUUCCUGGUAAACCCUGAGAUAAUACCUGGACAGAUGAUUAAUUGAUUGAUUGUAGUUUCCUGGUAAACCCUUUGUUAAUACUUGGACAGAUGAUUGAUUGAUUGAGUGAAGUUUCCUGGUAAACCCUGAGAUAAUAACUGGACAGAUGAUUGAUUGAUUCUAGUUUCCUGGUAAACCCUGAGAUAAUACCUGGACAGAUGAUUAAUUGAUUGAUUGUAGUUUCCUGGUAA